Messenger RNA from Rhizoctonia solani, 531 nucleotides. RefSeq lists its product as uncharacterized. The record is from RefSeq and is a predicted model, not a curated record. Lineage: Eukaryota; Fungi; Basidiomycota; Agaricomycetes; Cantharellales; Ceratobasidiaceae. The transcript is spliced from 4 exons. The coding region runs from base 1 to 531 and encodes 176 amino acids.
AUGUCGACUAUUUACAGCCAUCCGUCUUCACGCCAUUCCCACCGGUCCCAUUCACACUCUCGAUCUAUGUCCGACUCGCGUGGUCCUGUGUACAUCAGCUCUGCUUCAUCGCACGGGUCUGGCCGUUACCAUGCUGGAAGUUCCUAUGGCGGCUCGUACUCUUAUCCCGACCGUGAACGCUAUGCCAGUGUGACAACCCUCCAUCGACCGCCAUUGCCUCGCUCAAGGAGUUUCACCAGUCUAGUUGGCGAGCCCAGUAUCACCGUUAUCCCUCCUUCUCGUAGCCAUUCCCGCAGCGAGCUCGGAUAUGAGCCGCAGUAUACAGAAGAUGGCAAAUUAACGAUCUCUACUAUGGUCCGACGCCUGUUCGGUCUUGGGCCCAAACCGGUCAGCACAGUGAAAGUAUACGAUGGAAGCAACAGCUUGUUCCCCAAGUUGGGCCGCAAGAGCUCUAGGUCAUCUUCCCGCUACGUUUACCCAUCAGCUCAGGGAUCUCGUCAACCUGUGCAAGCUGUCUACCGAACUCACUGA